This is a messenger RNA of Wallemia ichthyophaga EXF-994, 1161 nucleotides long. RefSeq lists its product as uncharacterized. Gene Ontology annotation, cellular component: mitochondrion. The record is from RefSeq and is a predicted model, not a curated record. The coding region runs from base 1 to 1161 and encodes 386 amino acids. Gene Ontology annotation, biological process: alternative respiration. Lineage: Eukaryota; Fungi; Basidiomycota; Wallemiomycetes; Wallemiales; Wallemiaceae. The transcript is spliced from 4 exons. Gene Ontology annotation, molecular function: alternative oxidase activity.
AUGAGGAUAGCUCGCAUGAGCGUCCCAUUGAGGAGCUUAUCAGUCACGCCACUGCGAUUCGCCAACAAUACCACUCAGGGCUAUCCAGAGUCUGGUACACCUUCGAAGAAAGAUGUUCAGCUUGAGAAGGACCAAGGGCUCAAGGAUCUCUCCAAGAAGAGUGCAGUGGGCACGCAAGAAGGUGUUCACUUCCAAAUGACGCCACCAUUCCAACAGAAAGGAGCAGGAGCCGGUUUGGAAGUGAACAAUAAGCCCCUUGGAGAUUACCUUCUCACACAUCCCGUUUACACCAACGAGGAACUUGAAAGCGUGAAAGUUUUAGAAUUUACCAAAAAAACAUUUAGCGAUAAAUGCGCGAAUGCACUGGUGAAGCUGAUGAGAACUUCAUUUGACCUUGUUACAGGAUACAAGCACAAGGAAGUAACGCCUGAAGUCAAAGACAAGCCGUUGGAUUGGCUGAUCAGCAAGGGCUAUGUGCUGAGUGAAAAGCAAUGGUUGAGAAGGUUUAUCUUCCUUGAAUCAGUGGCUGGAUGUCCUGGUUUUGUCGCCGCGAUGGUUCGCCACUUGCGCAGCCUUCGUCGGAUGAACAGAGACGGGGGGUAUAUCAACAUGCUCCUCGCAGAAGCCGAGAACGAGAGAAUGCAUCUCAUGUCAUUUCUCGCCGUCGAGAAGCCAAGUGUUUCUAUGAGAGCUAUGGUUUUGGCUGCUCAAGGUGUAUUUUUCAACGCCUUCUUCUUAGGGUAUCUCAUAAAUCCAAAGAUCUGUCACCGCUUUACUGCUGUCCUUGAAGAGGAAGCUGUCGUUACUUACACACGUGCCAUUGAAGAAAUUCAAAAUGGCUAUGUGCCAGGAUGGACCAACAAGAAGAUUCCUCAAAUCGCACGUGGCUAUUGGCAACUACCAGAGUCAGCAACCAUGCUCGAUCUCUGCCAUGUUGUUCGCGCAGACGAAAGUAACCACCGGUUUACCAACCACACGCUAUCAGAACUUGACCUCGAUAAGCACCUCAACCCGCUUUCUUUACAGGAACCAGACGCUGUGACUCGUGGAACCAAGCUUGGUUUCACCCGUGAAGAGAGUGCUGCAUGGCUAGCUGAGACAAGCAGCGCUAUCCAGAAGAAGAAGGAUGAGGGCUCCUACGUUAGACCACAUUCUCAUUAG